AAGAGACCUUUGGUCAUUGCCCGUGUCCGCGUUUCCUCUCGAAAGGUCGCUGAAGAGCGAGAGCAUGGAGGAGAGAGGCCAGCUCAAGAGGGCGCUCACCGAAGCCACCGCCGGUGCCAUCGCCGGUGCCAUCUCCAGGACGGUGACCUCGCCGUUGGAUGUCAUUAAGAUUCGAUUCCAGGUUCAACUUGAGCCCACUUCAUCAUGGACUUUACUCCAGAGAGAGUUGUACAAACCUUCGAAAUAUACAGGGAUCCUGCAGGCAGCAAGGGAUAUUUACCUCGAAGAAGGAUUACCGGGUUUUUGGAGAGGAAAUGUUCCAGCUCUACUCAUGUAUAUGCCUUACACAGCCAUACAAUUUAUGGUUCUACACAAGUUAAAAAGUUUUGCUGCAGGUUCUUCUAAAACAGAGGAUCACUUGCAGUUGAGCCCUUAUUUGUCUUAUUUGAGCGGUGCACUGGCUGGAUGUGCAGCAACAGUAGGAUCAUAUCCCUUUGAUCUUUUACGAACCAUUUUAGCAUCACAAGGUGAACCUAAGGUUUAUUCUUCAAUGAGAUCUGCAUUUGUUGAUAUCAUUAAGACCCGUGGUGCCCGGGGUCUGUAUGCCGGAUUGGGGCCAACACUAGUUGAGAUUAUUCCAUAUGCUGGACUGCAGUUUGGUACCUACGACACAUGCAAGCGAUGGAUGAUGUCUUGGAAUAGGUACAGACUUUCCAAUUUGAGCUCAUCAAGGUCAAAUAACAGCUUGUCAAGCUUCCAGUUAUUUCUUUGUGGGUUUGCAGCUGGGACAUUUUCUAAAGCUGUUUGUCAUCCUCUUGAUGUCGUAAAGAAGAGAUUCCAGAUUGAAGGACUGCAAAGGCACCCGAAGUACGGAGCAAGGUUAGAGAAUCGUUCUUACAAGAACAUGUUCGAUGCAGUGAAACAGAUACUACGAAAAGAAGGAUGGCCAGGUCUCUACAAGGGUUUAUAUCCUUCCAUAAUAAAAUCUGCACCAGCUGGUGCUGUCACCUUCGUCGCAUAUGAAUACACCUCAGAUUGGUUGGAAUCCUUGGUUUCCUGAAACUGCUAGUGACUUGCCAAUUUUUUUUUACAAUUAUUUCCACAUUUUCUCAUUUUACUCAACACCCUUAUUAUGUUUACUCUUUACCUAGGUUCAUUAACCUAUUUUUUUCAUACUACUUGGCUAAUUUUGCCAAGGCAUAUCCCUGGUUUCUCAGGGUUUCAGUGUUUAUGAACAGAAUCAACUUUACUGAUAAUGAGCAAUGGUUUAAGGUGAGUAUAGUAAUGUAGUAAAUGUACACAAAUUUUGCUUCAGCUGGCAAUUGAUUUAAUUCAACA
Dioscorea cayenensis subsp. rotundata (Guinea yam) is the source of this 1338-nucleotide messenger RNA. Its product is annotated as mitochondrial thiamine diphosphate carrier 2-like. NCBI's taxonomy places the organism in Eukaryota, Viridiplantae, Streptophyta, Magnoliopsida, Dioscoreales, Dioscoreaceae. The transcript is spliced from 7 exons. Gene Ontology annotation, biological process: thiamine pyrophosphate transmembrane transport. Bases 65 to 1060 code for a protein of 331 amino acids. The record is from RefSeq and is a predicted model, not a curated record. Gene Ontology annotation, cellular component: mitochondrial inner membrane. Gene Ontology annotation, molecular function: thiamine transmembrane transporter activity.